This is a messenger RNA of Lingula anatina, 1405 nucleotides long. RefSeq lists its product as uncharacterized. The record is from RefSeq and is a predicted model, not a curated record. Lineage: Eukaryota; Metazoa; Brachiopoda; Lingulata; Lingulida; Lingulidae.
ACAAGGUGUCGUUCGUAAUCUAACGGGCCAGUUUAAAGUCUUCUAGUAAAACUGCGCUUGUUCGCCUGAAAGCGUUCAUCACCUUGCCGAAAUCACACCGGACUUUAGGUACAAGUGCUUUCCAUGUUGUUAUGCAUGUAAACUUAAAAAUACAGACACUUACAAGCGUUAGGAAGAAACUGCACUUAGCGCUCAUCAUUUAAGCAAAAUCGCAGCAGACGUAAGUUAAAAGCAUUCUGUUAUUAUUGGGUUUUAAACAAUUAUAAUGGUAUGCACAUCGACUGCUCCAGCGAUCUUGUUGCUGAUUGUUGUCACCGUGACAGGAAUGUUAGCUGAAAGGAGUGACAGAGAGCCGAGGCAAGUGUACCGACCACAGACGUCUGGAUAUCAUUAUGGUAAAAGCUGCUACCAGUGUUCUUUCGGACCACGCGUCAAAUUUCACAAAGAAUUUGGCAGAAUAUACUACGAUGAACAAGGGCACGAAGAUCCAUAUUCCCGCCGUAACAACGGUAUCCAUAGCUAUGAGCAUCACGUGAGGGGAGGUCUGACGCAAUUUCCGGGAUGGGUGCCAUGUCGGGGGCCAUUCUCGCAUUACGACGCAGAGGCGUAUGGGAUCAAUGUUUGGGCAUGCAGCAGUAACUGUUACAUCAGGAUGGACAAAAAUGGACAUAUUUACCGCGGGUGUUAUCAAGGCGAGUGGAAAGUGGAUCCGUACCGUCUUGGCUGCCACAAACAAACUGACUCCCUCUGGUGUUUUUGUGAGGGCGACAGAUGCAACAAUGGACCGCUACCGGGAGUCAGAUACGAACCUCGAUAUUAGUAGAAUAUUUUUCGUACACAUUUACUGGUAUUUAUAAUAAUUUGUUUUAACCUCACCAAAGUUCCGUCUUUUGCUCUUAAAGGAAUGAAGACUGAAGGCAAAUAUUGAAAUGAAUAUAUCGUCAUUUAUUGCAAAAAAAAAAAAAAAAAUGGAUUCACUGUACGCACCAGUAUACCUGAAUUUAAGAAUGGUACGAGCGUAAUUAAAAAGCGAGGGAUAUUGAAAGAACGUCGAAACAAGAUUAGAACAUGUGUACCCCUCAUUUUCUAUAAGGUACAGCCGAGAAUGACUGUGCAUAACAGAUAUCUCUGAUGAAGCAAGAUUGUUGCAUUAAAAUGGCCAAAAUAUCAUUUUCCAACAAAAAUCAGGACAUAAUACUUACUUUAUCACAAUUGUUGCAGUAACAGUAUCUUAUCUGAGAGACCAUUUAUGUUCAUGGAAUUGAAAUUAUACGUAACCGCAUUGUUAUAAGCACUGUGUGUUACUUAUUAAACUGUUAUUCAAUUUCUUAGCAAACUGGCGAAAUAAAAUCCUGUGUUCCUUAGUAUUACGAGUGUAUCACCAUGGCAAUAUGUUGCCUUGAUU